AUGAGAUCGCAUAGAGUGUUUUAUUUCAUACUUCUAUUCAAAUUUGCGGAGCUAUCAUUUACAAAACUUUGUGAGGACUAUCAAAGCAAAUUGAAACUUGAGUUUUAUCCUUUACGUCAUUGUCAGCGUUCAAAUAAGACGAUAAUAGCAUCAACAAAUGUAAAAAAUGUAAAAUUCUGUGCUUCAUAUGCUCGAGCUCAUAGAGGACUUGCAUUUAAUUUCAGUCCAAAAAGUCGAGAGGAUAAAAACUAUUUUGAAAUUGAAGCAAAUAAAAAUGACACAAAAAAGGAUGUAGACGACAAAUCACUGGAAGUGGCACGUGAUUUUGAUAAUUGUGAAGUGCUUGCAUGUCCGGAGAAUAGAAACUUUUCCUCUAUCGUAAAUGACACUCGAUUUGAUUACUAUACGAUGUAUGCUUAUCCUCCUCCAAUUGAAAAUGCCACAUGUAUACCAUCACUUGGUUUGUUCCUCCUAUACAAAGAACGAAAGAAUUAUUCAGCAGCAUACAGCACAUGUAAAUCUGUAAAAGGUCAACUCGCUCACAUUGCAUCAGAGAGACGAACAAACGAGAUAUCAAAGCUUCUUUUAAAUUCAGACAAAUUAUCAUCAACAUCAAAGGAAAUGCUCGCCUUUGUAGGAUUAAAUGAGACGACCCGAGGCAAAUUUAUAACAUCAAACUCAGAGCCUCUUGAAUGUUUUGAUUAUCGUGCUUUUGUGCCUGGACAUCCGCCUGAAAUUCGUAAACCUUCAUGUGUUGCAUUAACCGAUAAAGCUUCUUGGAAAGUGAUUUCAUGCAUUAAAAAGGUCAUGUUUGUGUGUGAGAUUUUUGCAAAUGGUCCAAAUCCAUUGGUCAAUAAUAUCCACCAGAAAUGCUCAACAAAGCAUCCAAAUAAUCGCUAUUCAGUUAAACAAAUAAAAAAAUCAGAUUUCGAACCAUGA
Molecule: messenger RNA, 939 nt
Organism: Chironomus riparius
Lineage: Eukaryota; Metazoa; Arthropoda; Insecta; Diptera; Chironomidae
Source: the annotation of a GenBank genome assembly